This is a messenger RNA of Aureobasidium vineae, 426 nucleotides long. NCBI's taxonomy places the organism in Eukaryota, Fungi, Ascomycota, Dothideomycetes, Dothideales, Saccotheciaceae. The record is from the annotation of a GenBank genome assembly.
UCUGGAGAUCUCGUCCCUCUUACCAUCAUCAAAGGCGCAAGCCAUGAACACAUCCCAUUCCCCAGCGGAGAAAAUGCCACCGUCGCCGACUUUCACUCCAUCCGCACAAGCACAACAGACUCACCCUCCUACCUAACCUCCGGCUUCUACAGAAUCGAGUCGGGCAAAUCCUACCCUUCUCACUACGCUUACGAGGAAACAAAAUACGUGAUCAGCGGCCAGAUCGACGUCCUAGACGAAGCUACGGGUGUCACGCAUCAUUUGGUUGCCGGCGACUUUGCUUUCUUCUAUGUGGGCAGCAAAGUGGUGUUUUCGACUCGGUCGGCGGGGUUGGCAUUUUAUGCUGUGACGAGGGCUGUCAAGGCUGCGCACCCGAAUCUUGCGGGCAGAGAGGAGGAUGUUAGUAAGUCAAAGUCAAAGUUGUGA